Vigna angularis (adzuki bean) is the source of this 2767-nucleotide messenger RNA. Its product is annotated as zinc finger protein GAI-ASSOCIATED FACTOR 1. The record is from RefSeq and is a predicted model, not a curated record. The transcript is spliced from 4 exons. Gene Ontology annotation, cellular component: nucleus. Lineage: Eukaryota; Viridiplantae; Streptophyta; Magnoliopsida; Fabales; Fabaceae. Bases 626 to 2152 code for a protein of 508 amino acids. Gene Ontology annotation, molecular function: DNA-binding transcription factor activity.
CAAGGAAAGCCACCGUGUGUUCUUUGACUUUGUACUCCUUUGAGAAAUUGUUUUGUUUUGUUUUUGUUACCAAUAUUCAUUGUUUCGCCAAUGCUCUGUCUCACUGUCAUGUCUGUUGAUACAGAAUACGGAUUCAAACUAAGCAAAAACUCAGAGCGCCAAAAACACUUCUCCUUCACUCUCUCAACAGUGUGCGCACAUUCUUCUCUCUGCUCCUUUCUUCCUUAACCCUUUCCAUUACUACUAACUAAUCAAUUUACAUUGCUCCCUAAUACUGACGAGUUAACUUCAGGAGAAGUAAACAAAAAAGAAAGGAAAAUGAAUUAUAGUGUGAAAACUGAGCAGUCUUUCGAGAAACUAGUAGCGUGAGAACUGGUGAAGAAGACUCGGUUUAAGGAUUCUCGUUGUUUGUUCCGUUUUAAGGUUAAUUUUGUGACAUUAUUGGAGGUGGUAGGUAGGUGAAGAGGGUAAAUGAGAGAAACGAGGUUAAAUAAAUAUUAUAAAAAACUGUGGAGGUUGACCGGUGGAUAUUAGAGUAGUAAGUAAGCAGUAGAAUAGAAACCCUAAAGAGAAACCAAAGCAAAACAUUAUCCAUCUCAGAAGUUUGUGAAUAGAGUGAGGUUCCAUGUCGGUUGAUUUGGACAACGUUUCCACAGUGUCAGGGGAAGCAAGCAUGUCUUCCUCUGGCAAUCAAACAAAACCUGCUCCCAAGAGAAAACGAAACCUCCCUGGCAUGCCAGAUCCUGAGGCAGAGGUGAUUGCUCUGUCACCGAAGACGCUGUUGGCGACGAACCGGUUCGUGUGUGAGAUAUGCAGCAAAGGGUUUCAGAGGGACCAGAAUCUGCAGCUUCAUCGGAGAGGUCACAAUUUGCCGUGGAAGCUGAGGCAGAGGUCCACCAAGGAGGUAAGGAAGAGAGUGUACGUGUGUCCCGAACCCGCGUGCGUGCACCACGACCCUUCUAGAGCCUUGGGGGACUUGACGGGGAUUAAGAAGCACUUCUGCAGGAAGCACGGUGAGAAGAAGUGGAAAUGCGACAAAUGCUCCAAGAAAUACGCCGUUCAGUCGGAUUGGAAAGCGCACUCCAAAGUAUGCGGCAAUAGAGAGUAUAAGUGCGAUUGUGGAACCGUUUUCUCCAGGAGGGAUAGCUUCAUUACGCAUAGAGCGUUUUGCGAUGCGUUGGCCAAGGACGGCGCGAGAUCUCACACUGUUGUUACCAAGGCUAAUGAGGAGAAUGAUUCAAUGGUUUUAACCGACUCACCGCUGCCGGAGGUUGCGGCGGCUGCAGCCACCACCCCUGCGCAGUCAAACAGUGUCAUAUCUUCUGGUGUGCAGACACAGAACCCAGAGUUACCGGAAAGCAAUCCCCCACAAGUCAUUGAGGAGCCACAAGCUACUACUGCUAUAAGUGGGAGCUCUGGCAGCAACAAUAACAGUAGUACCAAUUGCUCGGCAAGCAAUGUCGGUGCUACUAAUAAUAGUAAUAGUAGUAGUGUGUUUGCAAGUUUGUUUGCUUCUUCAACAUCUUCUGGGACUCUACAAUCUCAAACACCAGCAUUCGGUAACUUAAUUAGAAGCAUGGGGCCUCCAGAUCACCGUGCAGAUAUCACAGCUCCCUCUUCGGCUGAGGCCAUAUCCCUUUGCCUCUCCACCAGUAAUGCCUCACCAAUAUUCGCAACAGGAGGGCAAGAGCACACAAAUGCCUCGCCUCCGCAACCUGCCAUGUCAGCCACUGCAUUGCUGCAGAAAGCUGCUCAAAUGGGUGCUGCAGCCACAAAUGCCUCUCUGCUUCGCGGGUUGGGCAUUCUGUCAUCAUCUUCAGCUUCAACUCCAUCAGGGCAGCAAAAUGGCCUGCAAUGGGGUCAGCCUCAGUUAGAAUCUGAGAGUGUUUCGGUUCCUGCAGGGCUUGGACUUAGUCUUCCAUGUGAUGGUGAUUCUGGACUGAAGGAAUUGAUGACGGGGACACCCUCCAUGUUUGGUCCUAAACACACGACUCUUGAUUUUCUAGGACUGGGGAUGGCUGCUGGUGGAGGCUUAUCUGCACUCAUCACAUCUAUCGGUGGUGGUUUGGAUGUUGCUGCUGCAGCUGCAGCAGGAACCUUUGGUGGUAAUGGGGAGUUUUCUGGCAAAGAUAUUGCAAGGAGGAGCUCUUGACAUUUUGGUUGCAAUAACUGCUUUUAUCAGGGCAAAAAGUUAUCUACGACUGUAGAAUUAAAUGUCGUCUUUGUGUAGAGUGUUUCGUUGCAGCAGCAAUGAUUAGGAGUAUUUAGCAGUAUGAUAGAGCAUGCACAUAUUGGAGCUAUGCAAGAAAUUAUGCGCAAUGGGGAAAUUUUUGGACUGUGUUGCCCCCUUUUGAUGUGAGGGAAAUGACUGUAUUUACUGUCUUUGAAAACGGAAAGGUGGCAAAUUCCAAUUAGUGGCACAAGUUACAAUAUUCUUGCUCUGUUCUGGAGGACGGUUAGUUGUGAAUUAGGGUUGUUUGCAAAGUGUUCCAAAUUUGAUAUGGAUGUCGUAGGUUUCGGCGACAGUGCACGAUUGAAGUUAUCAUCUUGGUCACGACUUCUUGAGCCUCCACAGUUUUGAUCCAAUUUGAAUUUUGCCGUUGAAUGCUUUGAUCCGUAGCUGUUGGCAUAAAUCAGGAAACUUUCAUUAGUAUAGUUUUCUUCUACUUUCGAUUUAUUGUAACGAGGUUGAUUUUUAUCCAUGCCCCAUUGUUUUGUAGUUAAUGUUUGAUAGAAUACUAGUAAGUAAUUAAUGUUUUGAUGUAAA